AUGUUUGACAGAUACUUUCCGAACACCCUAAGAGAAAGAGAGGGCUGGAAGAAGGAAGGUACAGGCUCCACCAACACCAUAAGGCGCACGUUGGCUGUCAACAAAUACGGUGGGCAGCGGCAACAUGUCGCCGCUGUUUGUCCUGGAGCCUGGGAAAUCUCCACGUCUCUAGGCCGCCGUUCGCAGCAAGAAGCUGUUUCCUCUGUGAUCGGUGGAGAAACUGAAGGUGAACAAUAUGGACCUUACAGCAGCGACGGAGAUGAAGAGAUGAUGGAAGUAGUGGUGAAAGAUGAUGUGGAAAAUCAGGAGGUUGCAAGAAGUUCGACUGAUAUAGAGGACCGCCACAAAGAUAUUUUUCAAAGGAUGGAAAUGGAGAGGGCGUCAGCUCGUGAGCGUGCCCUUAAACUGAUGAGAGAACCAUCGGAAGGCACGCAAAUGGAGUUAGAGCAGGCGCUACAACUUGCCUUCGGUCAGCCGUUCUCAAGCACUGACACCGAUAAGGAAACUGCGCAAGGUCUGAAACCACUCAUAUGCAAAAAGAAAUCCUCUGAAAUAUUUAUUCAGCGCUCUCUUCUACGCAAGGAUGAGCAGGCUAAGCGGAAACCAACUGUGAACAUACCUACGCGUCGCUGGGCUGCGGUCCGACUUUCGCAAGGUCUCCCAGUACCCAUAAAAUAUGGAGAUUUUAAAUGGUCAAGUUACUUUGUUAGCGAGGUGAAAAAACAGGAGGAAAAGAAGGCAAAGAAUGACAGGAGUAAACAUUUAUCAACUGUCUUAUAUGAGACCGCAAAAUACCUGAAGACUACAUCUGCUCAAGAACAAAAUGUUGAGGUCGUCGAAAAAUUUAUACGCGCUAUUAGACCUUACAAGUUAACAGCAGCAGAGACAAUGCAGAUAAUAAAUCUUCGUCCCACAACUGCCGCAGAGAUCCAGUUAAUUGUGGAGGAGAGUGAAGAACGGAUCAAAACGGAGGAAAAACUCGAGUCGCUUGUUGCAACUGUGAUUGCUUGCCUGCCUCCACACAUCAUUACAACAUCAUGA
This is a messenger RNA of Necator americanus (New World hookworm), 1041 nucleotides long. RefSeq lists its product as uncharacterized. Bases 1 to 1041 code for a protein of 346 amino acids. The record is from RefSeq and is a predicted model, not a curated record. Gene Ontology annotation, molecular function: nucleotide binding. Gene Ontology annotation, biological process: transcription initiation at RNA polymerase III promoter. The transcript is spliced from 12 exons. Gene Ontology annotation, cellular component: RNA polymerase III complex. NCBI's taxonomy places the organism in Eukaryota, Metazoa, Nematoda, Chromadorea, Rhabditida, Ancylostomatidae.